AUGGAUGACAUCGAGACUAACAGCAGCGCGGCAGGAUGGGGCUGCCUGAACUUCAGUGGUACUGACAUGGACGACACAGGGGCCUGCGUGAGCACAGAGAGCGGGUUAGGUCAAAUCAGUGGGGCACAGAAGCACAAGAGCGAGAAGAUGAAAGACAGAGACGUCAGUAAGCCUGGAUCAUGA
Molecule: messenger RNA, 183 nt
Organism: Phytophthora nicotianae INRA-310
Lineage: Eukaryota; Oomycota; Peronosporomycetes; Peronosporales; Peronosporaceae
Exons: 1
Coding region: 1-183 (60 amino acids)
Source: RefSeq, a predicted model, not a curated record